Messenger RNA from Venustampulla echinocandica, 960 nucleotides. RefSeq lists its product as uncharacterized. The record is from RefSeq and is a predicted model, not a curated record. The coding region runs from base 1 to 960 and encodes 319 amino acids. Gene Ontology annotation, molecular function: inositol phosphoceramide synthase regulator activity. The transcript has 2 exons. Gene Ontology annotation, cellular component: Golgi membrane; inositol phosphoceramide synthase complex. Lineage: Eukaryota; Fungi; Ascomycota; Leotiomycetes; Helotiales; Pleuroascaceae. Gene Ontology annotation, biological process: inositol phosphoceramide metabolic process.
AUGGCCCUCUUACCACGAUGGCUACGGUUACGGGUUCCGCGGCCCCGAACUUUCCUUUAUUUCUUCAGUCUGCGCACGGGGGUGGAGAUGAUAUCGCUGUCGAUGAUAUUCAAUAAGGUUACUGGAUUCUUCGGACUUCUCGCCAUCCUCGCAGGCCUCCGAUUAUCGCCCCUUCAACUAUCGAUGUACCUCUACUCAGUUGCAGCCGUCAUCGUCCUUGCCAUGCUGGCACCGCACAUCCGCAAACAGGAUCCAUUCCAAUGUCUAGCGCUGGCAUGGCUGUAUAUCUUCGAUACCAUUAUCAAUACGGCUUUCACCGCUGCGUUUGCUUUCACCUGGUUCCUCGCUGUUAGCGCAAAUAACUCCAACUCCAAUAUCCCCGGGAGUGCGCCGGGGAGCGGGACGAUCGAUGAUACCGCCGGUUUUACGAGCCCGAAGUAUAACGCCUCGGAAGCCGAGGAGGGCCAAGAAGCUGCUGCGAUGGGUGCAAGGGCCGCGGCAGCGACUGCUGCGGGCCCAAGUCUUGCGCAUGGGAUAGUAAUCGAGGAGGGCAUCACGAGCGUCAUGUUCGUGGUAGUGUUCACGCUGAUCCGGGUGUACUUCAUCCUCAUUGUGAUGGCAUUUGCGAGGCAAGUUAUACGGCAACGCAUGUAUAGUUCCUCCGCUUCGAAAAUACACCUCCACAACGACAACGACGGGGAUGCCGACGCUCUCGCGGAUAAUCCUUUUGCGGUUGGAAGGUCGGAAGGCCAAGGCUGGAGGGGGAAGCUGGGAAGGAUCAUGGUCAAGGUCGGCGAGAGCUACUGGCUGGGAGGGCAGCCGGACGACUCCUGGGUCAAGGGCGUCGAUGGGAGAUUCAAAUCGGCGCGGAUUGCCAGCGGACCGCCAGGCACCUUCGAGAGGGAACGGAGGGCGAGAAGCGGGACAGGGCCGCCCGCUCCACAACGACCGGGGAAGUAG